Mytilus californianus (California mussel) is the source of this 3914-nucleotide messenger RNA. RefSeq names its product adipokinetic hormone/corazonin-related peptide receptor variant I-like. The transcript is spliced from 6 exons. Bases 432 to 1667 code for a protein of 411 amino acids. Gene Ontology annotation, biological process: G protein-coupled receptor signaling pathway. The record is from RefSeq and is a predicted model, not a curated record. Gene Ontology annotation, molecular function: vasopressin receptor activity; peptide binding. NCBI's taxonomy places the organism in Eukaryota, Metazoa, Mollusca, Bivalvia, Mytilida, Mytilidae. Gene Ontology annotation, cellular component: membrane.
UUGUUUUAGUAUCACCCUGUAAGAUAAGGGCGUUACAAUUCGACCUGCCAAUCAGACAAAUUGUUAACAGUUCAUUACAGACUUCCUGCAAAUGGACAUUAUUAGGAAGAUUUCUCGUAAGUUAGCAUGUUGACGGUUGAACUCGCUGUAUUAUCGUAUUGACUGACAUAUCGAUUUGAGAAAAUAACUGUUCUGUGUUAAAUAAAGGAUAAGAAUGUAACUUCUCUUCAUUCACAAACUUUUAUGGUUGGCAGUCACUACUAACUUUAAUUGAUUUUUACCAUACCUGCAUUUAACAUUAUACCUUCGCAUACAUUUCAAAUGAGAAUUAAUAAGUACUUAUUUGUAAUUUGAAAUGUAAAAGCACUUGCAAACAGGAUAGUGUUAUUAUAUAAACAAUACACAUUGGUCAAUUUUGUAAAAUAAAGAAAAUGACUGCACAAGAAGAUCCGUUCGAUUUAUUUUCAUAUCAUAUGCCAGAGGUAUCACGCUGGAACAUUUCCGGUGGGUUUGAUUCAAAAAGACCAUACUCUUCUUGUACGGAAAAUGGCAUCUGUAACUGGGAUAUAAACUCCACGGAUGGUAAAACUCACAUUGUGAACCAUUUCAAUGGUUCAAUUCCGCCGCUUCCGCGUGAAAUGACAUUUAAUGAUGACAGUGUUCUUUCCGUGAUUGCAUAUUCUUGUCUUUUUGUGAUCGCUGCUACCGGAAACUUGACCGUUCUGAUAACUUUGUUAAGGAGUCGGACUAUUAAAUCACGUGUAAACACCUAUAUUAUGCACCUCUCUAUCGCCGACCUAAUUGUUGCCUUUGUUAUGUUGCCUUUAGAAACCGUAUGGAAUAUCACCGUUUCAUGGGAGGCAGGUGACGCUGCAUGUCGAAUCUUAAUGUUUUUUCGUGCCCUUGGAUUUUAUUUAUCUUCCUUUAUCUUGGUGACGAUAAGUCUUGACAGAUAUUUUUCAAUAGUGCACCCUAUGAGUAUCCAUGAUGCUGAACGCCGGGGCAAAUUAAUGAUAUCCUUAGCUUGGGCUCUUAGUGUGAUUGCUAGUCUUCCACAGAGUAUAAUAUUCCAUGUGGAACGACAUCCAAUUUUUACUUGGUAUACACAGUGUGUGACAUUUGGAUUUUUUCCGACGCCAAGACAUGAGCUAGCUUACAACUUGUUUAAUCUUAUCACAGUUUAUGUUACACCUUUGAUAAUCAUCACUACAUCUUACUGUUUGAUACUUCAUAAAAUAUCAAAGAAUGCAAAGCUAGCUAAAGAGGAUUGCCUUGAAUAUGGUGAAUUUAAAUAUAGAUGUCAUACGUUUCCAGCUCAUCACUGUGCCAGAGCAGGAAAAAUAGGAAAAGCAAGAAUACGCACAUUGAAAAUGACGUUGGUAAUAGUUACUGUAUUUAUCCUGUGUUGGACACCUUAUUUCUUUAUGGCUGCAUGGUGGUGGAUAGAUAAGCAUUCCGCACAGGCUAUCAACCCAAAGGUACAAAGAGGAUUGUUUAUAUUUGCUGUGUCCAAUUCUUGUAUAGAUCCUAUUGUAUAUGGUAUGUUCACAACAGCGUUUAGACGUGAAGCACGGAAAUGGAGGGGCUGGUUUAAGAGACGACUUAGUGAAAUGGGCUUGUAUACGUUAACACCAAAUACUGCAAUUGCACAGGAGUUCUUCAGAUGAAUCGAAUAACAUUCUUGUGAUAUAUGCCAUAAGUGUCUUACGCAGAGGUCUGAUGAUUAAUCAUCAAUUGUUUACUUAAGAUAAAGAGUAAACGAUUCUGUACAUUUUCUUACAUGAGUAUAAAUUUAAUGCUUAUUUGAACAAGAAGCAAUUUAAUGGGAUGUAUCAAUAUUUUAUAUGUACAGCAUUACACAAACAUUAUACCCAAUUACAAGAAUUGCAUUCUUAAUUUGAAAAACAAUCGUUUGUUUUAUAUUUUGACUUUUUCUGACGCAUAUGCGUGUUAUGUUGAGCAAUGUAAGAAUCUCCUACGAUGAUAAUACAUCCAUCAUGCAUUCCAGUAUUGGAUAAGUAAAGUAACAGAUCUCUUGUAACGAAGGAAUUUAAAGAAAUGUUUAUUAACAUUUAGUUAAUGUUUCGUCUUCAAUUUACAGUGAAGUGAUACAACCUACAAAACAAUUGUUAUAUGGUUACUGUUGGCAUAAUAUAUACAUUACUAUAUAACUGGUAAAAUUGAUGUCGAAUAUGCAAUUUUUGCUGCACACUUCUGAUUUUACUUUCAUCAGGGUCACUCAAACUGAAAAAAAUGAAACACUUAAAAAAGAUAAAUAAAUGAGAGGGUGCAUAACCAAAUUGUUGUCCUGAAAAUAAAGACAACUCAAUAGUUAUCAACAAUCGGAUUAAUUAAUUUAUAUAAAAAUAACUUGGCAUCAUUAUAAAAGAAUACACAAGAUUUGCAAUAUUACCACUGCAUCCUUCUCUCUAUGACGUAAACCAAAUCUCCGUUAUUGUUCAGAAAUUAAACAAACGGAUUAUUACCAACUAAUCAAACCGGAAUUAUUCACUUCCUGCUUUACCAUUAAAAGCCUUUAUACUAACCUUCCGUUACAACCUUUAAAUGGUUGAUUGUUCCUUUUUAACUGUUGUCAUAGAAUUGUUUGAGACACAAAUUCCACUAUUAUAUGACUAUAAAAAUUCUCUAUGCUCGUUGGCUAAAAACGUAGGGAAUCUUCUUUUAUAAAACGUUAUAUUCACCGCGGCAAAAAUCACAGGAGGUUACAAUAAGAUUAGACAAUAGCUAACGUGUACCUAUCAAUAGUUUUUUUUCCUACGCAACAUCAAUAACGUAGGUCUGUUACGCCUUCUUUUUUGGUGUUAUUUUUAAUAAAAAUUUUGAUACAUCUUAUUGAAUAUUUCAACUUAUAAAAGUUAAGCAACUGACAAAGCAGAUCAUAUAUUUAGUAUGAGAGGAGCAGAUAUAUAUCUUGAGCAAAUACAUUAAUUGGAGAUGGAUAAAACAGUAACAUAUUAAAACAGUUGUUGACUUUUAAUAUAAGUUGAUACAAUGAUUCAUCAAUCCCAAUGAUAAGAUAUUCACACUCGGCCGUUUGCCUCGGUGAAUAUCAUAUCUCUGGGGCUGGUAAAUUAUUGUAAGUCAAUAAUUGUAUAAUAUCAUACGUGUAAGUGAUUCAGUUGUUUGCGAAUAUACGAUGGAACAGUUCCUAAUGAUACUUAGGUUUGAACAAAAAGGAGAUGUGAGGUAUACAUCAAUGAUAUAGUUACCAUACGACGACAAAAUUAACCAAAAUACAUGUAUAUUCAACAAUAAAAAAGUGUCUACAAAAUAUGUCAAGCUCUAAAUCUGAGUCUGUAAUAGAUGUGAAUUAAUUUAACAGAAGCAAUGAAAGUUGUGCAUUAAAACCAACUAAUUCUCCAAAUAACAAAAAAAACAUUAAGAUACAAUGUAUGACAUACGACAACUCAAAUUUUGAUUUUGUCAAAACUUCACUUUCUUUUCAACUACACAGAGGAAUUGUGUGACGUGGUUUGAAAAGUUAACAUUAUAAUGAAAAAAAUCCUGUAUUUUGUUUCCACCUUAUCCAUCCAGGUGUCUUUGAAAUCUGAAAUGAAAACGUCGUUACACAAGUUAUAUAUUUGACAUGAAUUGAAAAUAUGCAGACUGUAUUCUACAUUUUUGUGCUUAUUCAAUAUUUAAUUUUUACAUCAUUUUCAAAACAUCAUUACAAUUUCAAAUUUAAAAUACCAAGCAAAAGAAGGAAUGCAGUUUCAAUCUCUACAUAUAAAUUAAUAAAAAUUGGCAAAUAAAAAAUUGUAUGUCAAUGCUGAUUCACAUGAUAACAAACUGUAGUUCUAUUUAUUGGUUAAUUUUAUGUAUUUGUAUAUCAACAUUAUGUGUUAGAUGUUUGUUAAAAAAUCAUUCCUGUUAAAUUAAAGUAUAAAUAUUUC